UGAGUAAAUAACGGACGCUCUUUCCUAGAAGGGAGUUAUUUACACAAUAAUGGCGACUGUUACCUUUUUUUCUGUCCGAACUUGCCGUGAUGAAGCAGACUUUUUUUUAUUAUUCUAGAGGACAUUACCUGGACAUUAUUAUCCUGAUGGACAUCUCCAGUCAGGGUGAUGGCGUAAUGGUGUCUUUGACCAGUAUCGCCCCCCUAUGGCCUUAGUGUUUAUUUUAAUGUUAGAAGAAAUACGUUUAUUGUGGACUGACUGGCUGUAAGCGGCGAUGUAAAACUUAUGUUAGACACACCGUCCGGUGCUCAUAUUUAAAGUCAACCCAAAUUCCUGACUUCUUCGGGCAAUUUUUUUUAAAUCGAAGUGGAAGGGAAGAAAGGAUGAGCUGGAGUUUCCUUCCUGUUUAAUGUUGAAAAUUAUGUUAAGACACUUAGCUGUUUGCAGUUAUGACUGAUCUGCAGGAAUACAUAAAACGACUAUGGAGCAGACAAGAUGGCUGCUUCCCCAGACAGCUGCAUCCAGUUUACUCGCCAUGCUGGUGAUGUACUUUUGAAUCUGAAUCGACUCAGAAUCAGAAACAUUUUAACAGAUGUUGUCAUUUUUGUGAAUCGACAACAGUUUAGAGCACACAAAACUGUCCUUAUGGCUUGCAGUGGCCUGUUUUAUGGUAUCUUCACUGAUCCAAUGAAGUGUAAUCUCAGUGCAAUCAGUCUGGAUCCAGAAGUUGAUGCUGAUGGAUUUGCUCUUUUGUUGGAGUUUAUGUACACAUCACGCCUGAACCUGAGGGAGAAUUGUAUUGUUCCUAUUAUGAAUGCUGCAGUCUACUUGCAAAUGGAUCACAUUGUAGAUACUUGCCAUAAAUUUUUGAAGUCUAGUGAAGAUAUGAGUCCUCCCAUCCCACUAAGCAGAGAUGAGUACCUACAAAGCAGAAUUAUGUUGCCACCAGACAUUAUGGCUUACAGAAAACCAGAUGUUCUAGACAGCAAUGUUCCCUUUCAGAGUCCUCCUGUUUGUGAUGGAAGAGGCUUUGCCCCUGGCAUGUAUAACGGCUUGCCUGCACCAACUAGUACUUAUCCAGUGUAUGGUCACAUGCCUAGCCACUGUUAUGGUUUCAAAAAUGAUGAGCUAAGAGACAAUCGUUUACCUAUUCCUGAGAUUCAGAGAUCAGGCAGGUAUCCAAAAAGCUGUGUUCUUCCACAAGGAAGCACCAGCAGUAUAGCUACACAGUACACUAGGCCGGUGAGUGAUGUCUCCACUAAUAUCUGCCACACAGCGAUUUUCCCUGCAAGAGAGAUGAGUACGAAUGACACGAGAAGUGACCAACACUACAGCCCCAUUCAAGGAUCCAAGACUGCUGGCCAGCCUGUUAGAAAUAGUCCGUACUAUUCAAGUGAAAAGUCUGGAAAAGAAAGUGAGAGGACGCCCCCUGAUGGUGAGAUGGGGCAACACAUCAGCAAAAACAGACCACCAGUGAACUGUAACGGUCUUGUAAGUCCACAAAGUCCCAUGAAGUCGGAUUGUCAGCCCAACUCUCCAACAGAGUCCAGCAGCAGCAAAAACGCAUCUCUAAGUCAAGAAUCUACAUCUCCUCCAGCCAAGACUCCAACAGAUCCUAAAUCAUGCAACUGGAAAAAAUACAAGUUUAUUGUACUGAACUCCCUGAAUCAGAAAGAAAAAGAAGACCGUGCCAAUCAAAUUGAAACCACAAAUUCUCUGCCUCAGUCACAGACCUCUGUACCAUCAUGCCAACAGCCAAGUGAAAGUAAAACUGCUGAACUUCAGAGUCCAGUCAAGCUUAGCAUGAACAGUGAUGACUCACCUAUUUCUCAGACAAGCAAACUGAACAACAUUGUUAACAGAACACUAGAAUCGUCACCUCAGUAUAAUGGCCACCCUUCUCCAGUUUAUGUACAUCUUACAAGCUGUGAUUCUCAGUCACCCCAGCAUUCAGAGACCUGUCCAGAGACUCCUGGCUCACAUUUUGGAGAUGAAAUGACUGAGACACAUUCUGAAUUCUCAGAUUCUAGUUGUGAAAAUGGAACCUUUUUUUGCAAUGAAUGUGACUCACGGUUUUUGGAGGAGGCAUCCCUGAAAAGGCACGCUCUUCAGGUGCACAGCGACAAACCAUACAAGUGUGACAGAUGCCAGGCUGCAUUUCGCUACAAAGGAAACCUAGCUAGUCAUAAAACAGUUCAUACAGGUGAAAAGCCAUAUCGUUGCAAUAUCUGUGGUGCACAGUUCAACAGACCAGCCAACCUGAAAACGCACACACGAAUACAUUCAGGAGAGAAGCCAUACAAGUGUGAGACCUGUGGUGCACGAUUUGUACAGGUUGCUCACUUGCGUGCCCAUGUGCUGAUUCAUACAGGGGAGAAGCCCUAUCCAUGUGAAAUCUGUGGAACACGGUUCAGGCAUCUGCAGACAUUGAAAAGCCACCUUAGAAUACAUACAGGAGAGAAACCCUAUCAUUGUGACAAAUGCAACUUGCACUUUCGUCACAAGAGUCAGCUACGACUUCACCUUCGACAGAAGCAUGGUGCCAUUACCAAUACCAAGUUACAGUACCGCGUUCCCAGCACAGACAUACCCGCUGCGCAUGUGAAAGCUUGCUAGAAGUGGUUUGUUGUGAACUAUUGUUUUACACGGACAAUGAACUUAUCAGACUUGCUGAAUACUGAACAAUAUGCCACAUUAUUAAAGGGGUUACACUGUUGUAACUGCGAUGUAAAUAGAAUCCUGCAUCCUCUCUGAAAAUAUGUUUUGUUAAUAUGAUAUAGUAAGCUGUGGAUUACAUUCGAUCACAUUCUACUUAUUUGCCUAUUAAUGCUGAUAUGGUACAACUGUAACGCUAUAAUAUGAAAUUUAAUGAACCCCUGAAUGUGGUCUUGUUUUCUUGUUGUUAGCACUUCUGUGUCUAUUACAUCUUGUAAUAGUUUGCCUUUAAUCUGAGUAACGAGUGGAGACAGACAUCGGAAACGGGUUUUAAUGUGGAAAAAAAUGUUCCUUCUGUACAUAGUCACUUUAACAUUUGGAGUGUUCAUAAGCUUUCAAAAAUCAGUUGAGUUGUAAUGAUAAGAAUGCGUAGAAUAUUAAAGGUUUACAGGGAGCAUGUAUUUAGUAUGCAAAUAUACUUUUUGUCUAAAAGUAUAAAUACAGAAAUGUAUGCUGUAGGAAAGGCUUUAAUUUUUUAACCAAAGGUAUAGAAAUUUAUGGCAAAGUUGUAAAUAUAUAAAUAUAUCAAAUAUAUUUAUAUAUAUAUUAUGCAUUAAAAAACAGAUCACUUCUGCAGGCGGCUAGUGAUCUGAUAUUCUUUACUGUAAAAGAGCACAUUUAAAAUUUAUUAAAAGUAUUGCAUCUGCAGGUGUACGAGUAAAAACCUAUUUUGUUUAAAAGCUUCAGUGUCUUUGUAUACAUUUCACAACAUGAAGGUUUACAGUCUUGUGUUAUUCAGAAUUACAAAGGAAGUCUGUUCUUGUUGUUUUGUAUAGAAAUUGUGUACUCUAGGUGCCUUCUUGACAGAGUUUAUUAAGUGACGUAUAAAUUGAUGUUCUCUAAGGUACGUGUUAACUAAAUGCAUAUGAUGCAGCUAACAGAAAUUUUAUUUUGAGAAUGUUCUAGUCUAUUUCGUGCUAUGUCAAGCUUUUAUUUGGGAGACUGGGUUUGGGCUGUGUCUAAACUACAUUUAAAGCUUAUAUUGCAAGCUAAUGCUGUAAAAAUUUUAAAAUAAAAGCCUGAUGUUCAAACUGG
Protopterus annectens (West African lungfish) is the source of this 3750-nucleotide messenger RNA. It is a transcript of the gene BCL6, whose product is annotated as BCL6 transcription repressor. Gene Ontology annotation, molecular function: DNA-binding transcription factor activity, RNA polymerase II-specific; RNA polymerase II cis-regulatory region sequence-specific DNA binding; protein binding. The transcript has 9 exons. The coding region runs from base 496 to 2616 and encodes 706 amino acids. Gene Ontology annotation, biological process: regulation of transcription by RNA polymerase II. The record is from RefSeq and is a predicted model, not a curated record. Lineage: Eukaryota; Metazoa; Chordata; Ceratodontiformes; Protopteridae. Gene Ontology annotation, cellular component: nucleus.